AAAUGAGGGGUGGAAUUACGGGAAGCAGCGAAGCCUUUCUUGUAACUGCUCCCCCGCCCCCAGCUGGAUGGAUGAAUGCCACCAGCCCUGCACUAGCGGCAACCAGGGCGUUGAGGACGCCGGCCGUUCUCCCUCCGGGCCUUCAGGGGGUGCUAUAGCGAAGCCCGCUGCUUCCCCCAGCAUCCUUCGCGCAGGAGCUUUAAGCAGCGGAAGAGCUGGUGUGCGCGGUGGGGCAGUGGGCGGAAGCGGGUUGCAGGCUAGGUGCCGCCAUGCCUGGGGACCACCGCCGCAUACGCGGCCCGGAGGAAUCGCAGCCACCCCAGCUCUACGCGGCCGACGAAGAGGAAGCGCCCGCCGCCCGCGACCCGACGCGGCUGCGACCCGUGUACGCUCGCGCGGGGUUGCUGAGCCAAGCCAAGGGCUCGGCCUACCUGGAGGCAGGAGGCACCAAGGUGUUGUGCGCUGUGUCGGGCCCGCGCCAGGCCGAGGGCGGCGGCGGCGGCGGCCCGGCCGGAGCGGGUGGCGAGGCCCCGGCCGCGCUGCGUGGCCGACUGCUUUGUGACUUCCGCCGCGCCCCCUUCGCGGGGCGCCGGCGCCGCGCUCCCCCAGGCGGCGGUGAGGAGCGUGAGCUGGCGCUGGCGCUGCAGGAGGCGCUGGAGCCGGCCGUGCGCCUGGGCCGGUACCCGCGUGCACAGCUCGAGGUGUCCGCGCUGCUGCUGGAGGACGGCGGCUCAGCCCUGGCCGCCGCGCUCACCGCCGCUGCGCUCGCCCUGGCCGACGCGGGCGUGGAGAUGUACGACCUGGUGGUGGGCUGCGGCCUGAGCCUCGCUCCCGGGCCCGCGCCCACCUGGCUACUGGACCCCACGCGGCUCGAAGAGGAGCGCGCCGCCGCCGGUCUCACCGUGGCGCUCAUGCCCGUGCUGAAUCAGGUGGCCGGGCUGCUGGGCAGCGGGGAGGGCGGCCUGACCGAGAGCUGGGCGGAGGCCGUACGCCUUGGCCUCGAGGGCUGCCAGCGCCUCUAUCCCGUGCUGCAGCAGUGCCUGGUGCGGGCCGCCCGUCGCAGGGGCGCCGCCGCCCCGCCCUGAACCGGGAGCCUGAGCAACGACGGACGCCACGCACCUGCAUCGAGAUAAGCAGCCGGAGCCCCGGAGAGCACGUGGAGAGGCCGGAACAGAGCCGAGGCGCCAGACAGCUGUGGUAGUGGAAGGCCUUUUUACAAACCUCAUUAAAGGAACCUUUCUCCUUCAGCCGGCUCAGCUGCGACCCAGUUGAGGAAACCUGUGAGCGCAGCCUGACUUCCAAGUUGGAAACGACUUCAGUAGGACUUACCUGAAAGCUGGUAUCUGGGAGCUGUAGUCAUUUAAGGGAUAGACCCUUUGCACGGCCAGCCAGAGACUCCCUCCGACGUAACUGGGCGACUUUUGAGAGGUUGGACAAGAGGGCUGUGCCUUCUCACUUACCGUGUCUGAGCCAAAAGAAAAACACUUUUAUAUCUGAAAAA
Molecule: messenger RNA, 1501 nt
Organism: Sapajus apella (tufted capuchin)
Lineage: Eukaryota; Metazoa; Chordata; Mammalia; Primates; Cebidae
Gene: EXOSC6
Product: exosome component 6
Exons: 1
Coding region: 270-1085 (271 amino acids)
Biological process (GO): poly(A)-dependent snoRNA 3'-end processing; nuclear mRNA surveillance; rRNA catabolic process
Cellular component (GO): cytoplasmic exosome (RNase complex); nuclear exosome (RNase complex); nucleolus
Source: RefSeq, a predicted model, not a curated record